Messenger RNA from Suillus discolor, 1449 nucleotides. RefSeq names its product glyoxylate dehydrogenase. The record is from RefSeq and is a predicted model, not a curated record. The transcript has 13 exons. Gene Ontology annotation, molecular function: heme binding; oxidoreductase activity. NCBI's taxonomy places the organism in Eukaryota, Fungi, Basidiomycota, Agaricomycetes, Boletales, Suillaceae. The coding region runs from base 1 to 1449 and encodes 482 amino acids.
AUGUCUCUAAUUUCUACUCACACAGUCGCCGAGCACGCCACUGUUUCAAGCUGUUGGAUAAUCGUUCAUGGCAAAGUGUAUGAUGUUACAGAUUUUCUGCCCGAACAUCCUGGUGGUAGCAAGAUCAUUCUGAAGUAUGCUGGUGCGGAUGCAACUGAAGCAUAUGACCCUAUUCACCCUCCGGAUGCCAUUACGACCCAUCUACCCAAGGAAAAGCACCUUGGCGUUAUUGAUCCGAAUACUGUAGUCAAAAUUGUCAAGGAAGCCACUGCAGAAGAGAAUAUUCGCCAAGAAUUGAUAGCAACUCGGCCCUCCCUGGAUGAAAUCGUUAAUCUGCAUGAUUUCGAGGCGAUCGCAAAAGCAAUCCUCUCUCCUAAAGCAUGGGCUUACUACUCCUCAGCAAUAUGGUUCCGUCCCCGUAUUCUUCGUGACGUUUCGGUUGUCGAUUGGUCGACAACUAUUCUCGGUCAGAGAUCCUCGCUUCCGGUAUACAUUUCUGCUACAGCCCUUGGCAAGCUUGGCCAUCCAGAUGGAGAACUCAACCUCACCAGAGCAGCCGGCAAGCAUGGCGUAAUCCAGAUGAUCCCAACACUUGCAUCUUGCGCAUUCGAUGAGAUCGUUGAUGCCGCGGUCCCCGGCCAGGUCCAGUUCCUGCAGCUAUAUGUCAACCGUGACCGAGAGAUCACAAGGAAGUAUGUCCAACAUGCUGAGAAGCGUGGUGUCAAGGGCCUCUUCAUUACCGUCGACGCCCCUCAGCUGGGUCGGCGCGAGAAGGAUAUGCGCAUGAAAUUCGUUGGUGACUCAGGGGUUGCAAAAGUCCAAGAGAAUCAGUCCGGAAUCAGAAAGGAUGAAGGCGUUGCCCGCGCCAUAUCUUCCUUCAUUGAUCCUUCCUUAUCAUGGAAGGACAUUCCCUGGUUCAGGAGCAUCACCAAUAUGCCCAUCGUCCUCAAGGGUGUUGCUACACCUGAAGACGCACUCAUGGCCUACGACUAUGGUCUUGCUGGAAUUGUGCUAUCUAAUCACGGUGGCCGACAACUAGACACGGCUCGAUCCGGUGUCGAGAACCUGAUGGAGGUUGUUGCCGCUCUCAAGACCCGUGGCCCUUGGCCCAACCCUAAAUUUGAAGUCUUCGUUGAUGGUGGCGUUCGGAGAGCCUCCGACGUCCUCAAGGCUAUCGCGCUUGGGGCAUCUGCCGUUGGUGUUGGUCGAGCAUUUAUGUACUCGUUCUGUGCCUAUGGACAGGAAGGCGUUGAAAAAGCGUUUGAAAUCAUCCGGGAUGAGCUGAUGAUGAACAUGCGGCUUCUUGGCGCUCGUACCAUAGAUGAACUGUCGCCUGAAAUGGUUGAUGCAAACGCCCUGCACUCGCACGUCGGUCUCACACCUCCAGAUAACCUAUAUAAUACUACAUAUCAACCCCUGGCACUUGCCCAGUUCAAGACCAAGCUGUAA